This is a messenger RNA of Caenorhabditis sp. 36 PRJEB53466, 426 nucleotides long. The record is from the annotation of a GenBank genome assembly. NCBI's taxonomy places the organism in Eukaryota, Metazoa, Nematoda, Chromadorea, Rhabditida, Rhabditidae.
AUGAGAAACUCUUCGACGAAUGUGGUCAUGAUUGGGAUAGAUCUGUACUCGAUGGCGUAUGCAGUUGUUAUUGUGACGAGAACAGCCAUAAAGAACCUGAAUGCCUGGUAGCUAACUGAAAACGACAAUUCUGUACUUCAUUUCAGUGUCAGCUGGUUUCCUGACUCGUAUCUCUACGCUCUCAUCUACUGGAUCGCUUCCUCGUUCCGCGAUGACGUCAGAACGGUCUCCUGCUUCUUAGGACUUGCAAUGGCUUUGAUCCGAGCAAUUGUGAUCAGCUAUCCGAGUUCUUCUAAAAUAUACGUGAACAAUAUCAGCUCAUUCAUUUCACUCCGAGCUUUCCAGAUCUUCCAUGACGUCAGCAGAAUUCGGCUGGAAGACCUGCGCGUGGGCGUUCAUUUCCAGCUCGCUCCGUGCCAGAGUUGA